Messenger RNA from Candidula unifasciata, 564 nucleotides. NCBI's taxonomy places the organism in Eukaryota, Metazoa, Mollusca, Gastropoda, Stylommatophora, Geomitridae. The record is from the annotation of a GenBank genome assembly.
AUGCAGCAGGCGUGUAUAUAUAACCCAUUAUGCAGACGACCUGACAGGACAGUUAGUUGUAGCACUAGCAUAAUGACUCUUCUCUCUUGGUCCUUUCUUUGUUUGCUGGCACUGGACUCAGCUUUUGGCGCCGCAACUCCACCGCCAGACGAGAGGUGCCAGAAUGCGGACAUGUUUGGGGUGAUAGAGAUCGGCUGCUGGGGCUAUAGAGAGUGUGUCAAUGGAGCUUUCAUUGAACACCUGUGUGAGGAAAAACAAGUCCUUGACAAGGACACCCGACAGUGUCACCCAAAAGGGACCGGACAUACAGACUGUGAUAACGGAACAGAUUGUACUGGAUUGCCCGAUAGUUUUUAUAGUAAUUAUUUCGAUUAUUGCAAGUCUUAUUCCAGAUGCUACGGGGGAAACAACAUCGGCCAGUUUUACUGUCCUGGAAGUCUGAUUUUUAAUGAGGAAAUCCAAUCGUGCGACUUUGUCUCAGACGUUUACCCGCCGUGCGGCACAAAACUUCCAGAAACCACGACGAAAUCACCAACCACUGCGGCAUCACCAACAACAACAUAA